Molecule: messenger RNA, 1617 nt
Organism: Heterobasidion irregulare TC 32-1
Lineage: Eukaryota; Fungi; Basidiomycota; Agaricomycetes; Russulales; Bondarzewiaceae
Exons: 4
Coding region: 1-1617 (538 amino acids)
Molecular function (GO): RNA binding
Source: RefSeq, a predicted model, not a curated record
AUGCCUCAGAAGAUUCGAAGACACAUCACCUACCCACUGGAAAGGCCUUGGAGCACUGCCGAAGACGAAACGGACGAUGGGAACUUAGAAGACAAUCAUCUUGCUGGCCAGACAAAAACUGGGGAGGCGGUGGGCGAAGAAGAAGGUGCGGUGGGCGAGGGCAGCUCAGUUGCUGGCGAUUCGGAUGUUGAGGACGAUUCCUCCCAAUUGGUGCACGAGUCGGUAUCAAAAAAGAGCGUGACCAAGGUGCGAGCGAAGAGGGUCAAGUACGUUCCCUCAGACGAGACACCGGAGCAGCGAAAUUCACGGACAAUCUUCGUUGGCAAUGUCGCCAUCGAAGUAGCCAAGAGCAAGUCUGCUCUAAAACAGCUCAGGCGAUUCAUACUUUCCCAUGUCCCGUCUGCCAAAAUCGAAUCGAUACGACUUCGCUCUGUCGCAUUCAAAAAUCCCGUAUCAAAACUCACUGACGACGGGGAUGCGUCGUCCAGUGCUAAAGCUCUCCCCUCCGACUCGGCAGGCCGCACUCACGACCGUGAUCGUGCAUCAUCUUGGAGAGCAUCCAAUCUAUCCUCAGAGGAGAAGGAGAGGGAGAAGGAGAAGAAACGUCUGACCUCUCAGGAGAAAAAGCGUGUUGCGUUCAUCAAGCACGAAAUCCACGACGUUGCAGAUUCUGUCAACGCGUACGUCGUAUUUGCCCAUACCCCUGCGACCGAAGUACCUUCCAAGGCCCCUGCAUCCGAGGCUUUGGACCCGUAUGAAGCUGCUCGUCUCGCGGUCGAAAAAUGCAAUGGUCUAGUAUUCAUGGAACGGACGCUACGCGUCGAUCGAGUUGGCCGCAGUAUUGACGCGACAGGCAACAAGGGCACAACGUCAUUAGGGGACCCAAAGAAGACUGUAUUCGUCGGAAAUUUGGAUUUCGCCAGUAAGGAAGAAGACCUCAGGGUCUUCUUCGAAGGAGUGGUCAGUGCUGAGCGUGGACCGAGAGGUCUCAGUGGUGAGGAGGAGGAAGAGAGCGAGGAAGAGGACGAAGUAAACGAGGGAGACAAGGUCGACAGCGAGAAGCCGAAUACCUGGGUCAUCACUGUUCGCAUCGUAAAGGACAAAGAUACUCAACUAGGGAAAGGUUUCGCCUACGUGCAAUUUGCAGAUCGCGAAUGCGUUGACGAGAUUCUUGCUCUUGAAGAGGGAAAGUUAAAGUUUGCCAGGCGUAAGCUGCGUGUCCAACGUUGUAAGACACUCCCAGGCGGCAAGGCCCCUACCACCAAAGUUGCUUCAAUCUCCAAGACUUCGAAACCCACCAGAGCCUAUGGCGCUUCUACCUCUGCCCCUAUUUCAAUUCCCAAAGGAGACCCCACGCUUGGACAAAGAGUUGCUCAUCUGUCUAAAGAAUCUCGCAAGCGGGUCAAGGCAACGGAUGUGGAUCGUGUCGCUCGACGCCUGGCGAAGAAAAAGGCCCGUAAUGCGCUUGCGAAGGCAGGGGUCAAAGAACACACAAAGGAUCGCGAGCGGGUGCGGAAAGGUACGAAGGACAGGCUGGGCGACGCCACAUCCAAAACGCAGAAGAAAGGGCGAGUCAGAAGCGAGCUGAGUGUAACGAAGAGGAAUAGGAAAAAGUAG